AUGAACGCUUCUAGCGUUUGUGUUGCAGAUGCAGAUGCUCUUUUUGGUCCUCGGGUCGAUCCAUGUCGCAGACAAUUCGACUUCACGUUACUUUUCGAGCAGAGUGUUUUCACCGUCGGGCCAUCUGCAAUAUUUAUCGUACUGCUUUCUCUGAGAAUACCGAAGCUAUAUCGGGAGAAGAGAAAAACACUGCCGAAUUCACUUUGGGAGUUUAAAUUGGUGGUAAUAUCAGUGAUUUUAUGUCUUCAAAUUGCUCUUUUAGCAUCAUGGAUAGUUUCUCAGGGUCAACAGACACCCGUAUCUGUUCCAGCAACCGUCCUGUCAGUAAUUGCCACUAUUGGUCUCGCAGCAUUAUCGAACCUGGAGAAUAACCGAUCUAUACGCCCUUCAUUAGUAAUUUGCACUUAUCUUCUUCUUUCCACGCUAUUGGAUAUAGCUCAAGCAAGAACACUUUGGUUGCAACAUGGAAACACAGCAUUGUCGGUACUAUUCACAAGUAGUGUGCUAGCCAAAGCAGUUCUACUAUGUCUCGAAGCAUUCGAGAAAAGAUCUUUUCUCAAAGAUCCCUACAAUAGAUACCCACCAGAAGCUUUGGCAGGAGUUAUUAAUACGAGUCUUUUCUGGUGGCUCAAUACACUCAUCCAGAAUGGUCACAGAAACCUGCUCAGUCUUGGUGAUCUCUUUGACACCGAUAAAGCCCUCACUGCCCAAUACCAACACCAGAUAUUCCGAGUCAUCACCAUGAUUAGAGGUGGAUUAGUCUGCAUUAUUUAUAAUUCAACGCUAUCCCUCGAUGCAAACUCUACAGGCGAUUCUGCUGCAGUCACACUGAUGAGUACAGAUAUAGAACGCAUUGGAACUGGAUUCAGUAGUGUCGAUAGUUUAUGGGCUGGUCCGAUCGAAGCAGGAAUCGCAGCAUAUUUAUUACAGCGAGAAAUGGGUCUAGCAUGUAUCGCACCUGUCAUUAUUUCACUGGCAUGCACGAUUGGAGCAUUUUCAAUCAUGAAAUGGGCAAAACAUACUCAGAGGGAAUGGGUCGAAGCGGUUCAGAAACGCGUUGCAAUCACAUCAUCAGCACUUAAAUCGAUCAGGGGAAUCAAGAUGCAGGGACUCACAACACGAUUGUCCGAAGACUUGCAGGAUCUUCGUGUCCAGGAACUCGAGUAUGCGAAGCCGUUUCGUAGGAAUAUUAUUGCCACGGCAGUGUCAUCUAACGUCACAACCCUCUGCGGACCGGCUAUUACGUUUAUUGUCUAUAUUCUUCUUCAAAGAACCAAGGAUUCGGCAACGCUGAAUAUUGGACAGGCUUUCACGAGUUUGUCUCUGAUUUCGUUAUUGAGUACGCCGGUUUCGGAAUUGGUUCAGACGAUUCCUACAUUUGCGGCCGCAAUGGGUUGUAUGGAAAGAAUUCAGACUUAUAUCAGGACACAAGAUCGCAACGAUCCUAGAUUUUCUAGACAAGAUUCUGAACGCAUCUCGAUAUCUGGGGAAUCUGGAGACAAUGUCAAUCUUGUUUCCCAUGAGAUGGAGCUGCAAACGCAAGCUACGAGAACUUGUGCUUGCGGAUCAAGCUACGAUGAAGUUUGUUAUCACGCGGUUGCUCGCGGCUCUUGUGUGCUUCAUCAUGAUAUUGCUACGUUUCGGAUGGCGAGGAGGACUAUGAUCGGUAGCGAUGGGGCUACUCUGAGCUGUGGACAGAAGCAGAGAUUGGCCUUGGCACGCGCAUUGUAUUCCAGAAAAGACUUACUUCUCAUCGAUGACGUUUUUAGCGGACUCGAUUACAAGACAAACAAAGCUGUCUUCCGCAACAUUUUUGGUCAAGAAGGACUAUGCAAGGAGCAUAACAUAACUGUCGUUCUUGCCACGCACGCAAUUGAACAUCUGCAAUCUGCCGACAAUGUUAUUGUUCUCUCUAACAAUGGUACUAUUGUAGAACAAGGAAACUUUCGAAAACUGCGAGAAAAUGAUGAUAGCUAUGUCAAAGACUUGAUUUUCCAUGAAAGUCCAGACGAGAAAUCAGACGAAGUCUCAGUCACAGAAACCGCGAACAAAACACCGACUAGACCAAAAUCGGCUGAAACCAACGACUUCAACCGUCAAGAUGGCGAUGCCAGUGUAUACUUCUACUUUGCGAAAUCCGUAGGCUGGAUCUACUUCUCUCUUUUCAUCGGAACAGUACUUUUGUACACGUUCUCCAGCGAAUUCCAAGCUGUUCUCCUAGAACUAUGGUCCAAAGCGGAGACCAAGCAUUCAGGUGUCUGCACAAAUCUAUACAUGGGCUUAUACGCAAUGCUAUCCAUAACAGCCCUGUGUGGAAUUGGGGGGUUGCUCUGCAUCACAUUGUUAUUUGCAGGCCCAUAUGCUUCUAUUAAUCUUCACCGUACGCUCUUGCAUACCGUCAUGACUGCGCCAUAUUCCUGGUUCACGGCACAUGAUAGCGGGAUAACGCUGAAUAGAUUCAGUCAAGAUAUGAGUUUAAUCGACAUGGAGCUCUUGAUAGGAAUCGUCGACACAUUCGCAGGUACAUUCAUGGCCAUUGCUCAGGCGAUACUUAUUGCCACUGGAGCCAAAUACGUCGGAGUCAUUCUUCCAUUCAUAAUCGGCACUCUUUAUAUUCUCCAGAAAGUGUACUUGAAGACAUCGAGACAACUUCGAUUGUUAGAUCUAGAAUCCAAAUCACCGCUCUACUCACACUUUACGGAGACGCUCAGCGGACUCACGACCAUCCGCGCUUUUGGAUGGCAAAUCCAAUCCGCUGAGAAGAAUCGAAAACUUCUGGAUCUCUCACAAAAACCUUACUAUUUACUCUACUGUAUACAGAGAUGGCUCAAUCUUGUUUUAGAUCUCAUCAUUGCUGGCAUUGCUGUUAUUCUCAUCACGUUUGCAACACAGAUGCGUGGCACUACUAGUGCAGGUACUCUCGGUAUCGCUUUGGUGAACAUUCUACAGUUCAACUCGACAUUGAGUUUUCUGAUUAGAAAAUGGACUCAGCUAGAAACUUCUAUUGGUGCUGUAGCUAGAGUGAAGAGCUUUGAAGCGAAUACUUUGUCGGAAAAUGGUUUCUUGGAAGUUAAUCUACCGCCACCUGAAUGGCCUGUUAAGGCUAAAGUCGACUUCAAAAAUGUGACUGCGACUUAUGGUAACGAUGAACCUGCUGUGCGGGAUGCCUCAUUUUGUAUCGAGGGUGGCACGAAAUUGGGUAUAGUUGGAAGGACUGGAGAUAUCCUCAUUGACAACAUCUCCAUUUCUACUCUCCGCCGUGAAUCAGUACGCUGUUCCUUCAUCACCAUUCCCCAAGAACCUUACUUUCUAUCUGGCACUGUCGGCUUCAAUGCAGACCCAUUUCAUUCUCUAGACAAUCAAGCAAUCCAGACUGCGCUUGUUCGUGUUGGACUAUGGGACAUAAUAUGCGAUAACGGAGGUUUGGAAGCUUCCAUGGACGCAACGCCUCUCAGCCAAGGCAAACAGCAACUUUUCUGCAUCGCAAGAGCAUUGAUCAGGAAAGUAGCGUUGGAAAAUAAGGAUCAUGGAAUUCUGGUGCUUGAUGAGGUGACGAGUAAUGUUGAUUCUGCUAGUGAAGAGAUCAUGUUACGGAUUCUGGAUGAGGAAUUUAAGGGCUGGACAGUACUUGCUGUAGCUCAUAGAUUGGGAACGAUUAAGAGAUACGAUAGAGUUCUGGUUCUUGAUAAGGGGAGUGUGGUGGAGGAUGGAGCGCCGGAGGAUUUGAUCCGAAAAGAGGGAGGUCUAUUUAAAGAAUUAUGGGAGAAUGGAUUUGGGAAAGAGAGUACUGUGUAG
Messenger RNA from Botrytis sinoallii, 3795 nucleotides. RefSeq lists its product as uncharacterized. Gene Ontology annotation, biological process: transmembrane transport. Gene Ontology annotation, molecular function: ATP hydrolysis activity; ABC-type transporter activity; ATP binding. The coding region runs from base 1 to 3795 and encodes 1264 amino acids. The transcript has 11 exons. NCBI's taxonomy places the organism in Eukaryota, Fungi, Ascomycota, Leotiomycetes, Helotiales, Sclerotiniaceae. Gene Ontology annotation, cellular component: membrane. The record is from RefSeq and is a predicted model, not a curated record.